Messenger RNA from Eimeria acervulina, 6294 nucleotides. RefSeq names its product myb-like DNA-binding / high mobility group box domain-containing protein, putative. Gene Ontology annotation, molecular function: RNA binding. Gene Ontology annotation, biological process: regulation of mRNA splicing, via spliceosome. Gene Ontology annotation, cellular component: spliceosomal complex. The transcript is spliced from 17 exons. The coding region runs from base 1 to 6294 and encodes 2097 amino acids. The record is from RefSeq and is a predicted model, not a curated record. Lineage: Eukaryota; Apicomplexa; Conoidasida; Eucoccidiorida; Eimeriidae.
AUGCAGAAGCUGCCGCCGCUGCAUCUGCUGAAGCAGCCCCACGAAACGCCCUUUCUCAUGCCCCCCUCGCAGCAGCCUCCGAACCCCGAUGGACAGCAGCAGCUGUUGCAGCCAGACGAGCUGCAGCAGCAGCAGCAGCAAGGCUUGCCGCAUCUGUUGCAGCCUCUUCCUGUUGCAGCAGCCGAGCAGCACGUCAGCAGUAAUAACCCGCUGGAGUUGCUGCAGCCGUCCCUUCUGGCGAAUGAGGUGCCUCUCCAGCCACCUCCCGCCCCCAGCAGCAGCAGUAGCAGCAGGGACAGCAGCAGCAGCAGCAGGGAGAGCAGCAGCAGCAGCAGCAAUAGUAGUAGCUGCCGGGAGCUUUGUCACCCGGCCUUAGGAGUAUCCGAUCCCGCAACUUCCACCACUGCAUCUUGCGGCAGCCACAGUAGCAACAGCAGCAGCAGCAGCAGCAAUAGCAGCAGCAGCAGCAACAACGGCUGUGAAAGAUACAGCUGCAGUACGGAGCCUGUGGUAUCAGCUUCUCAGCCAUUUGGAUACCCUACAUGUAGCGGCAGCAACAGCAGCAGCAGCAGCAGCAGUGGCGGCGGUUUACACUUGGGGGAUGGCGAGACCCCCAUAGUGGCUGCUGCCGCUGUAGCUCCUGCUGCUGCAGCUCCUGCCACUUCCGUUGCUGCAGUUGCUUCUGUUGCUGCUGCUGCCAAUGCUGCGCCUGGAGCAGCUGCUGCUGAGGGAGGGCAACAAGGAGCGAGCCCACCAGCAGUAGUAGAAGCGCCAGUAUGUGCAGCAGCUGAUUGUGCAGCAGCAGAUACUUCUGCAGCAAGUCAUCCUGCUGCUGCAGCAGCUGAUACUGCAGCUGCUGGCGCUGCAGCAGCAGAUGACGCUGCGAACAGCACCAACCGGCGUCCACACCGUAGCCGCCGCCGCAAGGGAGGCAGCAGCAAAGGGCACAAGAAGAAUGGUGCUGCUGCUGCUGGAAGGCGAAGAUGUGCCUGCAGCAGCAGCGUGCGUUUGCUGCCAGCUUGGCGGCCUCCCCUCUCAUUGCUGCAUGGGGAGGAGGCCCUGCUGCAGCCGCGGGUUUACCAGAGGCAGCUGGACUUUCCGCUGCCGAUGGUGCAGCAGCAGCAAGAAGAUAUGCUUGACUUUGCUUUUGACGAGGCAAGUCUGCUGCCUCUACAGCAGCCAGAAAUGAAGGCCCCCCCUUUUGCAAAUGCCCUGGAGCAGGCUGCAACAGAGGCUGCUGCUGCCCACCGAGAUAUCUUUCUCUGGUUUGCGAGGGGGAGUGAGCCUGGGCGGCUCCAGCUCAGGAGCCAGAGCUACGCUGCUGCUGCUGCUGCUGCUGCUUCUACUGCUGCUGCUGCUGCUGCGGCAAAGGAAGCAGCAGCUCGCGAAGCGGUGGCAGCUCCUGCUGCAGCUAAUGACAGCCAAGAUGCUGACGGGCCAGCCGCUGCUGUUGCAGGCGGCAGCAGCAAUCUCGGCAGCUCCGCAGGGGAUCCUGCAGAGGAGCAGAACCCAGUGGGAACAGCAGCAGUAACAGCGGAAGCGGAGAGCUCUGCGGCUGCUGCGGCUAGUGACGAUGACACCGAAGAAGUAGCAGCAGCAGCUGCUGCUGCUGAGGAGCAAAAGAUACAAGAGGUGUUGGAGGCGCUCCCUUUGCUGCAGACCCUGGAGGGUCUGCUGCACCGCCACAUGCUGCAGCUUGAGCGGCACCGGGAACCGCUGCUGCCUCGGCAGAAGCAGCAGCAGCUGCUGCUGCUGCUGCUGCACCUCACUCGGGUGCGGCCGCAGCUGCGGCCAGCGCUACUUGACCCCCAUGUCUCCGUAGAUAGCAAGGAGAAGGUCUUGUCGUUGCUGCUUGUGGAGGUGCUGCUUCUGACUGGCGAGCAGCUGCAGCAGCAAUGCUCGCAGGUUGUGCAAGCAGCAGAAGAAGCCGGCAGCAGUUCCGUUGCAGCAGCAGCAGCAGAGGGAACCAAGAUGGGAGCGCGGCUGCUGCAGCUGCUCCAUCGCCUGGGGUCCCGGGGAGCUGCUACUCGGGGCGAUCCCAACGUUGCUGCAGCUCGCGAGGCGUUGCUGCAGACAGUAACGCAUCUGUGGGAGCAGCAGAAGCAGCAACAACCGCAACACCAGCAGCAGCAGCAGCAGCAGCAACAACAACAGAAGCAAGCAGCCCACACGUUGUUGCAGGUGGUAUCGCGUUUGGAGUCUUUACCUGCAAAUGUGUUGAUUCAGCUUCCGAAGCAACUGCACAGCUUUCGUGAUCAGGCGCACAUGCUGCAGCAUUUGGGGGUGCAGCUGCUGCUGACGCAGCGGCAGCCGCCGACGGAGGACGCUGCUGCUGCUGCUGCUGCUGCGCCGAGUGCAGCGAAGACUUCCGCGCCAGCUUCUGCUGCAGGCGGCCAACCGACGUCGCCACCCCCUGCACCGUCUCAGCAGCAGCAGCAGCAGCAGUCGAAUGCCUCGGCUACUGCAGGGGUACGGGUUGCUGAUGCAACUUUGAAAGCAAGCGAGCAGCAGCAGCAGCAGCAGAGUGCUGGCAGCAAGAGCAGCCCUGCGGGGCUGCAGCAGAAGAAGACUUCGCGAAAGGGAGUAGGCAUGUCGGGCUGGGCUUUGUUUGCGAAAGAGAAGAGGUUGGAGUUGCUGCAGAACGGGCAGCUCACAGGAGACACGCUUCCAGAGCAGACGAGUUGCGUGGCGAAGUUUUGGCAUGCGCUCUCCAAAGACGGGAAGGAGGCCUGGGGACGUAGAGCAGAACAGCUCAACCGACUUGCAGCAGGAGAACGGGAUAGGGAAGACGAGAAGAAGUCGCAGCAGCAACAGCAACAGCAACAGCAACAGCAGCAGCAACAGCAGCAGCAGCCCAGCACUCCCUCAGUAGCACCGAGCAAUGGGGUGCACGCGACAGCGCAGCGGAGUACCCCUCAGAGCUCUCAGCAGCAGCAGCAGCAGCAGCAGCAGCAUGGGGCAACACCUGUAGGCAGCGGUGGGGCCCAUCCGAGGCCGCAGCAAGCUUUGCAGCAAACGCCAUCUCCUGCGGGUAUGCAUAAGCAGCAGCAACAGGAGCAGCAGCAGCAGAGUUCUUUUGCAAAGAAGAGCCCUUUAACGGCCCCUAAGAAACGAAAGAGAGGAGGCCCUGGAGAGAAGACAAACAGCCAAAGGGGUUAUACAGCAUUUACUCUGUUUGCGCGAGAGACCCGUCUUAACUGCAAAGAAAUGGGCAUAGACUGCGGUGCUUCUCUGAGCGAGCAAAACACCUUCAUUGGAGACAGGUGGAGGCAGCUCUCGGCGGAAGAGAAGCGAAGCUUUCAGUCCCGCGCCCGCGAAGCAAACGAGGCUUGGAAGAAGCAGCAGCUGGAGCAGGGACAGCAGCACCAGCAGCAACAGCAACAGCAGCCGCAGCCACAGCGGCCGCAGCAGCAGAUGCAACAAUCCAGCACCAAACAAAAUUCACACCCUCAAACCUCAUUAACUCCGAGUAUGCAGCAGCACCAACAACAGUCACCAGCGCAGAAGCAGCAGCAGCCCGUUGCUGCUCCUCAACAAGUCCAGGCAGCAAGGGGGCCGCCGCAGCAGCAGCACCGCCCACUGCCGCAGCAACAGCUGCAGCAGCAGCCGGCUAUGCAACAGACACCCCAAGCGCUGCAGCAGACGGCUCAGGCGCUGCCACAGGCCUUCCGACCUGCCCAGCAGCAGCAACAGCCACAGCAGCAAGAGCAGCAGCAGCAACAGCGGCAACAGUGGCUGCUGCCCCCAGCCAACUCUCCCAGUGGAGUGCUGCGAGGCCCCUUGCCAGUUGAUGGCUCGGCUGGUGCUGCAGCAGCAGCUGCUGCAGCAGCUGGUACGCCUGGGCUGUCUGGUGGUCCUGGUGCAAUGCUUGCCCCGUUGCAGGACCACCCACGACAGCAGCAAAUGCAGCAGCACGUGCUGCUGCAGCACCAGCUGCAACCCCACAGCAUGCUUAGUCCAGAUAUGGGUUGGCAGCAGGCGCAGCGCCCGCUGCAGAGACCUCCGGCCUAUCAGCAGCAGCAAGGCCAGGUGCAGCAGGUGAUGCCACAGCAGCAGCAGCAGCAGCAUUCCGUCGCACGCCCCCUGAAUGUAUCAAAUUCGCCUUCUGCUCCUCCUGCUGCCUUUGCUGCUACGGCAAGGCAGCUGGACACAGAGGUGGAACAUAAGGCGGGCGCGCCAUCUACUGCAGCUCAGCAGCAACCUUACUUCACUGCACCGCAGCAGCACCUAGGCAUCCCUCCGGGGGGCCCGCGGCGGUGGCCAGAAGCAGAUGCUGCUGCGCCUCCGCCUGGGCCUCCUGCGUUUUCCUAUGUGCAGCAGCACGGUGCAGCUCCUCCCAGCUCGCCCAGCAAAGGGCACACCCGCCGGGCUGCUGCUGCUGCCGCUGCUGCUGCUGCUUUGGAGGACUCCUGGAUCUCUGGGGCUGAGGGAGGUGAUGGAGGCGCAUCAGCAGCAUCAUCAGGGGGUGAGAAUCACACUGAGUCUCCAACCACUGCAGCAGCAGCGAACGAGAGUAGCAGCAGCAGGAACAGCAGCAACGGCAGCAGCGGUGGCGACGCACCUGGAGGUGAGAAGGGUCUGACCGACACUGCGGCUCCCUCUGUCUCUGCAGCUACCGAAGCAGCAGCUGCAGCAGCCCAAGAAGCCCAGAGUGCCGGUCCGGCAGAAGAUGGCAACGCUGGGGAGCUGCAGCGGCAGCAGCACGGAGAGAUAGUGCCGCGGCAGCUGCGACAGCAGCAAGCGCGCAUGCAUGUUGAAGCUGAAAAGGAACUAAGCAGCAGCAGCAGAAACAGCAGCGGCAGCAAGCGGCACCGCCUUCUCCGGCCUGCUGCCGCAGCAGCCUCCAAGGCAGCAACAGCACGCAGAUCGCCUGGAGAAGUUAAAGGCCAGAGCAGGAGCGACAGCGAAAGGAGCUGCAGUGCAGAGACUUUCAGCAGCAGCACGAGUGAGAGCAGCAGGAGCUCCAGCGAGAGCAGCAACAGCACCAGCGACGAAGCUGAGGAGUCGGAGGCAGCAGCCGACAGCAGCGACGAAGAUUUCGUUCCCACACGGACCCCCACCCGCCCUGGGCGGCGACUUCGCAGAGGAGCAGCAACAGCAGCUGCUGCUGCUGCUGGAAAGGAAGAGAGGGGACGCAAAAACGCAAAGGGAUGCAGCAGCACAGCAGCGAGGGGCAGGGCUCAGAGGAGCUGCGGCAGCAGCCGCGAGAAACGUGGCGGUGCUGCUUCUGCUGCUGCAGCAGAUGAAGUGUCCCCACAAGCAGACGCUGCUAUUCAAAAGACAGCAGCGGCUCCGAACAAGCCGGUGACGCUGUGGGACUUAGUUAAGCGGAACAUUUGCAAGAAAACAGCAGCAGAUAGAGCAGCACGAAGGGGUGCUGCUGCAGCAGCAAAGGGCACAACAGAGGGCGGCGCUGACCAGGCCGACGAUCCCUUCGCGCUGCUACUCUCCCCGACCCCGCAGCAGCAGCAGCAACAGCAGCAGCAGCGUCAGGUUGGGAGUACGCCUUCAGCUGCAAGCGGAGAUGGGACGGAUCUUGAGGGGCUCUUCGAAGCCCCAUCUGGAGACGCCGGAGGCGCGAACUCACUGCGCCUUGACUCUUCCGGGAACCUGGUGGUAGCAGAUGGGCCCAAAGAGGCAUUUUGCUGCAGGUGCCUUGGCAUGCCAGGGUUGUUGGGAGGAACCUGCGUAUGUUCAAGUGGCCAGCAGCGACGAGUUCUUGAGGAAGACCUGACCUCAAGAGGAGCCUUCGCGCUGCAGCCUUAUGAAGGGGCAUACAAGAAAACCAAGCGAAAGCGCUGGACCGAAGAGGAAACGCGCAAGUUUUAUGAGUGUUUGUCUUGCUGCGGCACGGACUUGCUGCUGAUUAAGACAAUGAUGCCUGGAGUGACAGACGGCCAGCUGAAGAGAAAACUAAAAAUAGAAGAAAAAAGAAACGCAGCGCAGGUGGAGGCGGCGCUGUCUCGGAAGCGUUCACUGUCUCUGCAGACGUACGAGCAGCUUCACGGGUCCAUCCGGAGGGAGUUGCAUUGUCAGCCCUUUAACGACUCAGACGAGGAACCGCCCCCCAGGGCGUUAGGGAAUGGGGCUGUUGCUGCUGCAGUACCGGCCCCGCCCUCCAGCAGCAGCGGCGGCGGCCUGCUGGCGCUGUUGGGAGAGGAGACAGCUGGAGACACUUUGGGUGUGCCACCAGAGGGGACAGACCCUGCAGGGAUUGUCUCCGUCUCUGCAGGAGGGACGGCCUCGGAGCCGCUUGACUCUUCUUUAAUGGCGCUGUUAGGGGGGCCCUUUUAG